This is a messenger RNA of Eucalyptus grandis, 2154 nucleotides long. Its product is annotated as chaperone protein ClpB1-like. The transcript has 7 exons. Gene Ontology annotation, molecular function: ATP binding; ATP hydrolysis activity. Gene Ontology annotation, cellular component: cytoplasm. Gene Ontology annotation, biological process: cellular response to heat. NCBI's taxonomy places the organism in Eukaryota, Viridiplantae, Streptophyta, Magnoliopsida, Myrtales, Myrtaceae. The record is from RefSeq and is a predicted model, not a curated record. The coding region runs from base 1 to 2154 and encodes 717 amino acids.
AUGAGAAGACACCCUUUCAAUCCUGACAAGUUCUCCCCGCUGAACACAUUUGCAGCAGACUUAGUGGCGCAGGCCAGUAAUUUUGACCCGAUAAUCGGGCGAGAUAUCGAGAUAAAUAGGGUCAUUAAAAUCCUGUCGAGGAGGGUGAAGAACAGCGCUGUUCUUAUCGGAAAGCCGGGCGUUGGCAAAACGUCUAUUGUAGAAGCCGUGGCCAAUAGAAUAGAUUCUGGAGAUGUGCCCAAGAACCUUAGGAACGUUAAGAUUAUGGCGUUGGAUAUAGGUGCUUUGGAAGUUAAUGUGCAAAGCAGGGGAAGUCCUGAGCAGCGACUGCGGGGCAUCUUGGAGGAGGUCAAAGGAGCUAAAGGAAAAGUCAUCCUAUUCGUGGAUGACAUUCACCUUCUCCUCGGUGCUAGGAAUAGAGGAGGAGGCUCCUUGGACGCAGCCAAUCUGUUCAAACCGAUGCUUGCCAGAGGAGAGGUCUCAUGUAUUGGCGCCACAACACUUGAAGAAUACAGGGAGUUCGUGGAGAAAGACGCAGCCUUCGAAAGACGGUUCCAGCAGGUCCACGUGGAGGAACCUAGUGUGUCCGACACUAUAUCCAUCUUGAGAGGCUUGAAAGAGAAAUUGCAAGUAGACCAUGAUGUUCGCAUCCUCGAUCAAGCUCUUGUUGCUGCUGCUCAGCUAUCCAGCAGAUAUGUAACUAGUCACAAUCUUCCUGACAAAGCCAUCGAUUUGGUGGAUGAAGCUUGCGUAAUUUUAAGGUUUCAGCUGGACAGCCAGCCAGAGGAGUUGGAUAUUCUCAUGCGCAGGAAAAGCCAGCUAGAGCGUGAAGUUGUAGCACUAGAAAGAGAAGGGGAUCCAGGCAGUAAUGCGGUUCGUAAAGAGUUUGAUGAUUUGAAGAAGAAAUAUGACUAUCUGUCGAUGAAGCACCACCAGAGAAAAGGAAAAGUGGAUGAAAUUAAACGUCUUAAACGGGAGCAAAAAGAUUUGUCGUCCGUAUCGCGAAAGGCUGGGGAAAUGUAUGAUUUGGCCACUGCUAAAGAAGAGCGGUACAGAGAAAUCGAAGAAGUGGAAGCCGAGAUUGCGCUACUGGAAAGAGAUACCAGCGGCGAGUUAUUAUUUACGGAGAAUGUGGGACCAGAACAUGUUGCUGAGGUGGUAAGCAGCUGGACCGGCAUUCCCAUCUCCCGGCUCGGCCAAAAUGAGAAGCAAAGGUUGCUUGGACUAGUCACAAGGUUGCAUGAGAAAGUGGUUGGCCAAGACCAAGCAGUCGACCUUGUUGCGGAGGCCAUUUUGAGGGCAAGAACUGGGUUAGGAAGACCAGGACAACCAUCUGGCUCUUUCCUAUUCUUGGGUCCAACCGGUGUUGGCAAGACCGAGCUUGCCAAGGCCGUCGCUCUGCAGCUUUUUGACGAUGAACGUCUUAUCAUCCGGAUUGAUAUGUCCGAGUAUGCAGAUCGGGUUGCGGUGACAAGGUUCAUCGGUGCCCCUCCUGGUUAUGUUGGACAUGAAGAAGGUGGGCAACUAACCGAGGCUGUGAGGCGGAGACCCUACAGUGUUGUGUUAUUGGAUGAGGUGGAGAAAGCGCACAAAUCUGUUUUAAAUCCACUCCUCCAGGUUCUCGAUGCUGGCAGACUAACUGAUGGCCUUGGCCGAACGGUUGACUUUACCAAUACUGUGAUCAUCAUGACCUCAAACAUUGGAGCACAGAACAUUAUUGAGGCUCUGGCUGGCAAAAUGACGAUGGAAGCAGCCCAUGAACGAGUCAAUAAGGAGGCGACUGAGCACUUUCUGCCAGAGUUUCUGAAUCGGCUUGAUCGGACCAUAGUGUUUGAUCCUCUCUCGCUUGACCAACUGAAGGAGGUGGCUAGACUAAAAGCGAAUGAUGUUAUACAUAGAUUGGCUGGAAAAGGCAUUACUCUGGGUUUUUCUAAUGCAGCUUUGGACGUUGUCCUAACAAAGAGUUAUAAGCCGGAGUAUGGUGCUCGGCCAACCAUUAGAUGGCUCGAGCAGAACGUGGUGACCAGGCUCACGAUGAUGUUCGUGAGAGAGGAGAUAGGUGAGGGCUCAACCGUGUACAUUGAUGCAGAGCCCAAUCAGCAAGAUCUUGUAUACCUUGUGGGCCAGAGUGAUAGGAUAGUAGAAGAGGAAUGA